UAUAUCAAUGGACUUCUUGCCGAGUAUGCAAAGCCAUUGGACAAAGAAUUCCAUUCUCCUAGAGAUGCACAUGGACAUGGUACUCAUACUUUAAGCACUGUAGCUGGUUCUUUUGUGGCUAACAUUAGCUACAAGGGCCUUGGUCUUGGUACAAUUAGAGGUGGUGCUCCAAAUGUUCGGUUGGCCAUUUACAAGGUUUGUUGGAAUGUGCUUGGAGGCAAAUGCUCAACAGCUGAUAUGUUGAAAGCUUUUGACGAAGCAAUACACGAUGGGGUUGAUGUGUUGUCAUUAUCACUUGUGAAUUAUGUUCCCCUCUUCUCAGAUGUUGAUGAGCGUGAUGGCAUUGCAACUGGUUCGUUUCAUGCUGUGGCUAAAGGGAUUACUGUUAUGUGCGCAACUAGAAAUAAUGGAUCUUCAGCACAUUAUCCAUGUAAUGAAGACUUUCCAUGCAUUGAAGUUGACUAUGGGAUUGGCACUCGAAUUCUAUUUAUAUCCGGUCUACCAAGAUAUCCUCUUGUAAAGUUGAGCCCUCCUAAAAUGAUUGUGGGCAAACCACUAUCUGCAAAGGUGGCUUAUUUUUCCUCUAGGGGGCCAAACUCCAUUACACCAACAAGUCUCAAGCCAAAUAUAGCCGCGCCUGGUGUGAACAUACUAGCAGCAACUUCUCCAUUUUAUUCAUUCACGGAGGGUGGAUAUGCCAUGAUGUCUGGAACAUCAAUGUCAACUUCUCAUGUCACAGGCAUUGUGGCACUUAUCAAGAGAAUGCAUCCUAAUUGGUCUCCAGCAGCCAUCAAGUCAGCAAUAAUCACAACUGCAUGGAGGAACGGCCCAUCUGGUUUACCGAUAUUUGCUGAAGGAUCUCAUCAAAAGUUGGCAAAUUCAUUUGACUUCGGAGGUGGUCUGGUGAAUCCCAAUGGCGCAGCAGAGCCUGGACUAGUAUACGAUAUGGGCGCAGCCGACUACAUGGAAUAUCUUUGUGCAAGGGGGCACAACAACUCUGCCAUCUCUCGGCUUAUAGGGAAAAUCACAACGUGUCCCGUGAAGAAGCCCUUUAUCCUUGACGUUAACCUACCUUCCGUCACAAUACCUAGUCCGAGAAAUCCCAUCACAGUAAAAAGGACUGUAACAAAUGUUGGAGCCCCUGAGUCCAUUUACAAAGCUACCAUUGAACCUCCAUUCGGUACAAUUGUAUAUGUGAACCCUACUGCUCUGGCCUUCAAUUCCACAGUUGAAAAACUCACUUUCACAAUCACAAUCUCCGCAAUCCACGAGAUGAACACUGGUUACUAUUUUGGAAGCCUUACUUGGGUUGACGGAGUGCAUGCCGUGAGGAUCUCUUUGUCCGUGAAAACUGAGUUCUUACAACCUCAUGAUGAUGAUGAAGACUAA
This is a messenger RNA of Malus domestica (apple), 1389 nucleotides long. Lineage: Eukaryota; Viridiplantae; Streptophyta; Magnoliopsida; Rosales; Rosaceae. The record is from RefSeq and is a predicted model, not a curated record.